AUGGGGCAGCAACAAACGAAGGAUGGGGACCAGCGGAGGUCGUCCGCAAGUCACAGCGAUCGCCCAGCCAAGAAGUCUGACUCAACCAAACGGAACCCGGGCAAGUCGGCCGUAGCUGAGCACAAAGUCGACAACUUCCCUUCCGAUACCAUCCAGUCUCGUCCGCUACCCAGUACACCAACCCACGCUCAAUCGCCGGAUAUCGCUGGAUGGAACUCUACUGAGGAUGUCUGCGGUGGUGACGAGCAUGAUCCCGAUCUCUUUGUGGUCCUCUACGACUUCAACGGCGGUGUCGAGAACCAGCUCACUGUCCGAAAGGGUAAAGAAACGUUGGUUCAUUGCUUUACUGGGGGUGGGGGCAGGGCAGGAAGGGGUGAUCAUGUCCGUAUCCUCGGCUACAACAAGGGUGGAGAGUGGUGCGAGGCCAAGAAACUCAAGAACGGCAAGACGGGCUGGGUGCCCGUGACAUACGUCACCCCUUUCAACAGCCUCGAGAAGCACUCCUGGUACCACGGUCCCAUCUCUCGCAAUGCGGCGGAAUAUCUCCUCAGCAGCGGUAUCGAUGGCAGCUUCCUGGUUCGGGACAGUGAAAGCAGCCCCGGUCAUAGGUCAAUAUCCCUCCGCUUCGAUGGCCGGGUGUACCACUAUAGAAUUAGCAGUGGGUCGGAUGGAAAGGUUUGUAUGAAUAUUGUUUUUAAAAGAAAUACAUCAACCUUGCCUUCGUAA
This is a messenger RNA of Lytechinus pictus (painted urchin), 726 nucleotides long. Its product is annotated as tyrosine-protein kinase ABL1-like. The record is from RefSeq and is a predicted model, not a curated record. The transcript has 3 exons. Gene Ontology annotation, biological process: regulation of MAPK cascade; signal transduction. Gene Ontology annotation, cellular component: nucleoplasm; COP9 signalosome; cytoplasm. Bases 1 to 726 code for a protein of 241 amino acids. Lineage: Eukaryota; Metazoa; Echinodermata; Echinoidea; Temnopleuroida; Toxopneustidae. Gene Ontology annotation, molecular function: phosphotyrosine residue binding; epidermal growth factor receptor binding.